AUGCCCUUUCAUUUGGACCACUGCUAUGUGGAUACGCCAAACUGCACCGACCCCAAUUACACCAAUGGAAGCAAUGGAAGCAACUGCACAUCUUGGGAAAACAUUUCUGUACUGAGCGUGUGCGACUUGACACCUCGUACUGGCAGGGGCUUUGCGGAAGUCAGGGAGAGGGAUUUGUGGCUGCAGCCCUGGCAUUGGCUGCGCGCAACAGCGCAGCAAGCAACAUUCCAGGUGGAAUUGGACGUGAGGGAUGCCAACUCGCCGGUGUUGAUCAAGUCGAGGGACCAGGAGGUCCGGGUCAUGGCAGGCAUAGCGCAGCUCCUCACUACCUCCGAGAACAAGGGCCCCUUUGUUUUGCAGGACGACGAUUUCACGGAGAUCUUUGUGGAAGUUUCAGUUGAGCCCGCAGGAACACUAAGUGUUCUUCCAUCUGCUUGGCGAGACUGGGGUGGUCGUGUGAACAUCACUUAUGAUUUCCCCCCAGUGGAGCCGGACUUCGGUUCCUUGGGCCAGGGUGACCUCACGCCAACCUCUCUGGAGGGACGUCCUGCUUCAAAGUUGUCAUUCCACGGAAUGUCAGUGUAA
Messenger RNA from Symbiodinium pilosum, 585 nucleotides. The record is from the annotation of a GenBank genome assembly. NCBI's taxonomy places the organism in Eukaryota, Dinophyceae, Suessiales, Symbiodiniaceae.